Messenger RNA from Neodiprion fabricii, 823 nucleotides. RefSeq names its product serine-rich adhesin for platelets-like. Lineage: Eukaryota; Metazoa; Arthropoda; Insecta; Hymenoptera; Diprionidae. The coding region runs from base 70 to 675 and encodes 201 amino acids. The record is from RefSeq and is a predicted model, not a curated record. The transcript has 5 exons.
CGGCAUAUCGUAUCACAACUUUGUUUCAAUUCGACUACCAAGUAUUCUGCUCAAUCCAAAUCGUUCAAGAUGGCAAAAUUCGCGAUUACUUUGUGCCUCCUGGUCGCUGUUACGGGUAUCCAAGGCACAGAUCUGUCCAGUAUGUUGGAGUCGGGGGCGUCAACUGCAACAUCAGCGAAUACGACAUUGACUACGUUGUAUACCUCAAUUAUGUCGGAUGUUGACAGCGUGUCUGCAACCGAUACCACGAGUACUAUUUCAUCUGCUCUUGCUGAGGUGGUGAGCACGUCAGCAUCAAGCCUCACUAAUGAUGCUUACGCGAACUGUUUGGAGAUGACGGCUGCGUAUAUUAAUGGUUUGGACGUAAUUGAAUCAUACUCUGCAAAUGACACCUCGACGGCUGCAACCAACUGCGGUAUCAGCUACGCAAAUUCUACCACAACUGAUUUCAACACUGCAGUAACCUACUUCACUACUUUCUUCGAAACCAUGCAGGAAAUGACACAAACCGCGCUCUCAUGCAGUACCAAUGCGUGUAUGGCUGCGGUGGGUACUAACAUUACGGGGAAUACUGCCAGCAGCUUUUCGGCUGCGAUGGACGCGGCGGACGAUCUUAUAGAUAUCUGUGACGAUUUAUCAUCACAAUUGGAAACAUGUACAGCUGAUGAUUCCUAAGACACAACGGAGUAAAUAAAAUGUGCAGAGGCAUUGCGUGCCUAGUAGUUCAUAAACUUCUUCACGAGUCGUACAAUAAAUGACGUUACGACAUCCAACGUACUAUACAUGUAUUAAAUUCGUAUAAUAAAACACAAUAUCAUUGCAA